AAUUUACAUACCAAAAGUUCAGUAACAAAUUUAUACUUGGGCAGUGUUUACAAUGAACUCGAAUAAAGUGGCGUUACUUCUUUUGAUAGCAGCAAUUAAGUCCCAGAAAACAUCAGGAGAACUUUCCGAUUCAACCUCUAGAAUAACCACCCCAUCUGGUAUCGAAAUAACCCAACAAACUGUUACACUAUCAACAUCGCUUUCAGUAGAGAGCAUUUCAAACAAUUUUAAUUAUGUAACAGAUCCGACUUCCACGAAAACAACAGAAAAACUAUUCAACUCAGCAAAAUCUCCUUCGGCAAAUACAAAAGCAACAGCAGAACUACUUUCCAGAUCAGAAGAUUUCAACGAGGACUUCAUUCACUUCGUUCUGACAGCCAUUAGAAGAUCUCAGACGAAACAAAUCUCUCCAAGUAAUGAACAAAAAGCUGCAACCAUCAUAAAGAAAUUGAUAAGCUUAAUACCUAGGCAUCAGGGGACUGAACCUUCUAUCAAAAAUACUUCACCAGUAACAAAUACGAAUUUAAAUCAACUAGGAGUUAGAUCACAUCACCCGUCUUCCGCUGUCAUGCCAAGAUCGAAAAUAUAUAAGGCAAAUCGAAUAACAUAUCGGAACAAUUUCAAAGAACUUUCAAAAAACGAAGAUAACGAUGCAACUACACAAUAUGCAAUAAAAGAUAAUAAACAUGAACUGAACGAAUAUGAAUCAUAUGGGACAAAACAUCCAGCACUAAUAAAAGUGACAACUAUGCCUCAAAAGAAAUCAGUGCCAUUCAGAAGCAGUGGCCACAAUACCAGAAGGCUAAACGAAGAAUUUGUUCAUAAGCCGCUUACUAGUCAAUCAACAGGUAUUAAGUACAGUUUUACCUCCGAUAUUCAAGAUGAAAUCAAUGGAAAUCUUCAUAAAAGACAGGAAUCCCGGGAAGGUAACAAAGUAAGCGGAAGUUACACUUACGAAGAUGGUUACUUCCGGAGGACAGUAUACUACAUCGCUGAUGAAAAAGGAUACAGAGUGAUUAGAGAGGAUGUUAAGGAAAUUGGCGAUGGUCCUUUAUAUAAUCCUGAAGGUUCAGCCAAGUUUCACGCAAAUAUCGCUGGAAAAAAAGUGGAUUACCAAAUUACUACCAGGGACAUUAUGAGAAUGCCAGAAUUAAAUUACCAUCAAGAUUAUAAUCCUGGAUAUGAUUGGAGUUAUUGAUAAUUUGAGAUUCUUGAGUAAUAUUGUGUUUUUUUGUUUUGCAAAAAGAUAUAAAGUGUUUUCUAUAAAAA
This is a messenger RNA of Harmonia axyridis, 1269 nucleotides long. RefSeq names its product glucose dehydrogenase [FAD, quinone]-like. The record is from RefSeq and is a predicted model, not a curated record. Gene Ontology annotation, molecular function: oxidoreductase activity, acting on CH-OH group of donors; flavin adenine dinucleotide binding. Lineage: Eukaryota; Metazoa; Arthropoda; Insecta; Coleoptera; Coccinellidae. The transcript is spliced from 3 exons. Gene Ontology annotation, cellular component: extracellular matrix. The coding region runs from base 53 to 1198 and encodes 381 amino acids.